ACAUUGUUCAGGACACGUUCGGCGCUAAAAGAUAGGCGCGGCCCAAAAUUGUUUUUCAAGUUUCUGUCCAAUGAUAGAAAACAUCACGUCGACACGUCCAUAGCUAUUGGUUCGUGCUAAUAAAGAUUAUGCUAAUAAGGGCCCUAAUAAGGGCAAAUUUGCUAUAAAAGACGGAGAGGGAGCGUCGUUUUCCCCACACCUUGGCGACGGGACGACACGAAGCCGACCACAUCUCAUUAACUGUCUUCAACUUCUAGAAGUCAACUUUUGACAACUCCGACUCCAGACGAUUCCACCAGUGGUUACCUGAGACAACUUAACUCAACACGGCAAUAAUUAUGCCUCUUCCAACUACCCACGAGUUGCACAUCUUUGGUUCCUUCAAUGGUGUGGAGUUUGACUUGGUGGGCCGUGGCGAAGGUAAUCCAAAGGAUGGGUCUCAGAACCUACACCUGAAGUCCACCAAGGGUGCCCUCCAGUUCUCCCCAUGGAUGCUGGUCCCUCACAUCGGGUACGGCUUCUACCAGUACCUGCCUUACCCGGACGGCGAAAUGUCGCCUUACCAGGCCGCCAUGUAUGGUGGCUCAGGGUACCUAAUGCAUCGCACAAUGCAGUAUGAAGACGGUGCCAAGAUUAGUGGCCACUACAAAUACACCUACGUGGGAAGCCACGUGAAAGGAGAAUUUCAGCUCAUUGGGACCGGAUUCCCUACUGACGGUCCUGUGAUGACCAACAAGCUCACCGCUGCGGACUGGUGCGUGGACAAGUUGCUGUACCCCAACGACAAGACCAUUAUCAGCAAGUUCGACUGGAGCUACACCACUACCGAUGGCAAACGCUACCAAGCCAAGGUGCAGACAAACUUCGACUUCGCUAAGCCGAUGGCGGCCAACUACCUGCAGAAGCAGCCGAUGUUCGUGUUCCGUAAGGUUGAGCUCGAGCACUCCAAGACCGAGGUCAAAUUCAAGCAGUGGCAGAAAGCAUUCCACGAUAUCAUGUGAGCAUCCGAUGUGUAACAUUUGAUUGACAACACCCUAAAAAAACACCAUACACUAUUUUCU
Molecule: messenger RNA, 1061 nt
Organism: Branchiostoma floridae (Florida lancelet)
Lineage: Eukaryota; Metazoa; Chordata; Leptocardii; Amphioxiformes; Branchiostomatidae
Product: GFP-like fluorescent chromoprotein dsFP483
Exons: 7
Coding region: 339-1001 (220 amino acids)
Biological process (GO): bioluminescence
Source: RefSeq, a predicted model, not a curated record